CUCCAUCACAGACCGUGGGGAUUUUCUCCAGUCCAUCCAAGUAAUACGACCCCCCAAAGAUCGCUGCUUUUCACCAAAGACAGGCAAUGGGACUACUUAAAGCUUCAAUGGCCUCCAGCAGUCGACUGGUUCUCCAAUCCUCCGGCUCUCGAAAACCUGUCGCUUCCUUGAUGCCAUAUAUCUACUACCUCUUUCCCUUUGUCGCAUUUUAAAUCCUCUUUAUCGCCAACGUUAUCCCGAACCUACCCAUUGUCCCCUUCAGCAUCGCUCCUCAUCAAUACACCAAGAUGUCUCUUGCUACUCAGCCAAGUCCUCGUAUCACUGCGUCGAGCAGCCCUCAUCCCUUCGACCCAGUUACUCCUCGAGAAAUCCGACUGGCUGUCCAAGUUCUCGAAGCCGCAUUCCCGGGAGUCAAGCUUCGCUACAAUCGGAUUGAUAUUCACGAGCCCAUCAAACAUGAAGUCGUCCCAUACAUCGAGGCCGAGCGUCUAAGACAGCCUCUUCCCCGCAAGCCCACGCGUCUACUGUACUCGUACUUCCAUCGCCUCGACACUCUUGAGUGCUGCAAAGCCCUUAUUAAUGCUGACACUGCGUCAAUCGUCUCUACUAAAGUGCUUCCCAAAACUGUUCAACCCCCAGUUGAUAUCGAUGAACUCGCGGUGAUCGAAGAAGUUUGCAUGAAACACCCGGCCGUGCAGGCAGAGAUCGAAAAACUCAAUCUGCCUCCGGGAAUGGCCGUGUGUAAUGAUCCGUGGAUGUACGGCACCGAUAAUCAGAACGAGACUCGUCGCAUGUUUCAAUGCUUCAUGUACAUGAUGGAGGUUGAUCACCCCCAAAAUAACCACUACUCCCUGCCCUGCAAGUUUUCGCCCGUUUUUGACGCUUUUACCCACGAAUUGAUCCGCAUGGAUUAUUUACCAGGCGGGGAUGACCACUCGUUUGUUGAGACUCAGGCUUGGAAGCCUGUGAAGGCUGUACAAUAUGCUCACGAUCUCCUCGAUGAGCCUGUUCGCACGGAUCUCAAGCCCUAUGUUGUCCAGCAACCAGAGGGCCCCUCUUUCAACGUGGAUGGAAACUUUGUUUACUGGCAGAAAUGGCGGUUCAGGGUGGGCUUCAACAACCGGGAGGGCAUGGUUUUGUAUAACGUCACAUAUGACAAUCGCAGUGUCUUCUAUCGUCUUUCAGUCUCCGAGAUGACGGUUCCCUACGGAGAUCCUCGCGCUCCUUACCACCGCAAGCAAGCCUUCGAUGUUGGUGACGUUGGCUUCGGUCUCAAUGCCAACCAGCUCUCGCUCGGCUGCGACUGUCUUGGUCAUAUUAAAUACUUCAAUGGCUACCGAGCCGAUUCCAGGGGUAACCCGGUGCUUCUAAAGAACAUUAUUUGCAUGCAUGAACAAGAUAAUGGAAUUCAACACAAACACACUAAUUACAGAUCUAAUGCAGCAACGGUUGUCCGUAACCGUCAGCUGGUUAUGCAGAUGAUCUGCACUGUCGCUAAUUAUGAAUAUAUCUUCGCCUAUAUCUUCGAUCAGGCGGCUAACGUCGAACUUGAAGUCCGUGCUACCGGUAUCUUGUCCACCGUGCCUUUUGAUAAUGAAGACGGCAAGACUGUUAAAUGGGGGACCAAUGUCGGCCCCGGCGUCAUGGCUCCCUACCAUCAGCACAUGUUCUCAUUCCGUGUCGACCCCGCCCUCGACGGUUUCAAGAACACCGUAUACUACGAAGACAGCGUUCCCCUUCCCGAAGAUGACCAAAAUCCCUACCUUGUGGGAUACACCACUCAGCAAACCAUUAUCAGCAAAUCCAGCGCCGCGGAUCUCGAUAUCAGCCGCAGCCGAGUCUUCAAGAUCCGCAACGACAGUAGCAUCAACCCCAUCACCUACAAACCCGUUGCGUACAAGCUCCACGCCGCACCCAGUCAGAUGCUGAUCCAAAGCAAGAACUCGAUCGGACAUCAACGGGCUGAAUUUGCUAGUCGACCCAUCUGGGUUACUAAAUACCGGGACGAAGAGCUUUACGCUGCAGGUGAAUUCACAAACCAAAGCCACCGCGCAGACGGCGUGGAGACAUGGGUCAAGAGAAAUGACCCCACGGAGGAUGAGGAUGUGGUCCUUUGGCACACGUUCGGACUGACCCACAACCCUCGCGUUGAGGACUUCCCCGUCAUGCCCAUGGAACGUACCAGCGUCAUGCUGCGUCCGGAUGGCUUUUUCACCAAAAAUCCUGCUAUCGAUGUGCCCCAGUCAUCUCAAUCCUUCAACAAGUCAACUCUUCACCCGGAAGAUGCAGCCGUGUCGUCUUGCUGCUCCGGUGCGGGAGGCAGCAAGGCGAAACUGUACAAGCGCAUGGACUGAGGGAGAUAUUGUGAGAAUUGAAGGUGCCAAGUCUGAUCUAGAAUUUCGCCUUCCAUGUAAAAGAUCUUGUAUGGUUUACGAUCACGCAUACUAUUGGCUAGCGUUCUGGGAAGGACAAGAAUCUCGUGUCCCGAAUUUUAUGUUGUCACUCAGUCUGGCACUUGUGGAAACAAAAAUGCAAUAACCCAUCCAUAGCCAGCGUCGUCACGUUUGUCUAUUUUCAUUAAUACAUGCUGUUCUGAUGUGAAUUACACAGCCGUCUUGCUUAUGUCCGAGCCAGACUGGUUAUAUACAUCAGAAUCCUUGUACAUAAUUAAGGUGUCAUUCCGUGUGAACUCUGCUCACAAUC
Molecule: messenger RNA, 2703 nt
Organism: Aspergillus homomorphus CBS 101889
Lineage: Eukaryota; Fungi; Ascomycota; Eurotiomycetes; Eurotiales; Aspergillaceae
Product: amine oxidase
Exons: 4
Coding region: 288-2354 (688 amino acids)
Biological process (GO): amine metabolic process
Molecular function (GO): copper ion binding; quinone binding; primary methylamine oxidase activity
Source: RefSeq, a predicted model, not a curated record